Molecule: messenger RNA, 2717 nt
Organism: Sorex araneus (European shrew)
Lineage: Eukaryota; Metazoa; Chordata; Mammalia; Eulipotyphla; Soricidae
Gene: RGS9BP
Product: regulator of G protein signaling 9 binding protein
Exons: 1
Coding region: 768-1490 (240 amino acids)
Biological process (GO): detection of light stimulus involved in visual perception; G protein-coupled receptor signaling pathway
Cellular component (GO): photoreceptor outer segment; neuron projection
Source: RefSeq, a predicted model, not a curated record
CUCCGGCGGCGCCGUCGGGCCGUACCCUCUGCGGCUCAGUUUGGAAAAGCGAGGUGCGGGCUUCUAGAGGCACAGCACUCAGCGUGCCUGGGUUCUACUGCCCUCACUUUCGUGGACACCGCGCGUAAUCUCUCCCCUGUGGACUCAGUUUCCCCCGUCCACGUGUAAAGGAAGACUGGCUCUGGCCAGCGCUGGAACUCCCCAGCUGUAAGGGCGCGCGAAGGAGAGGGAGUUAGAGGACCUCCACGUGACCUCCCCGCAGGCGCCCCGCCUCUCCCUGGUCCAGGGGAUGGAUGGACGCGCGCGGCUGGGACGGGCGGGGGCGCGUGGAUCCUAAGAAACCGCUCGGUGCCGUCCUUGACGGCGGCCCAAGGCGGAGCGCGCGGCUCCGGGACAGGCCAGCCCCCUGGCGACCGCACCGUUUGGAGCAUGGGGACCGAAACUUGGGCCGCGCAGGGUCUCACCGCGGUGGCGGGGGCCGUGUGACAGAGCUCAUCCGGGCAGGAUGGUUCAGGGCACGGGAGGCAGCAGCUAAUCCGGCUCCCUCUCCGCGCCAGGUCUGCGAGGGCGACCGUCGCGGGUCCAGAGCGGGGUCCGGCUGCGGUCGCGGCCGCGUGGACGUCGUGUCACGGCCAUGUGGAGCGCACGGGCCGCGCCGGGCCCGGGGGGCCACGGUCGGAGCUGCCCGGGUCCCGCCGCGCUGAGUCGGGCUUGAAAGCCAAGAGGUGGCGCGGGCGGCGGCGGCGGGGGGUGGACGGCGCACGGCUAUGGCGAGAGACGAGUGCAAGGCGCUGCUGGACGCGCUCAACAGGACCACCGCGUGCUACCACCACCUGGUGCUGACGCUCGGCGGCUCGGCGGACUCGCAGGACCUGCGGGAGGAGCUGCAGAGGACGCGCCACAAGGCGCAGGAGCUGGCGGCGACCUGCUGCGUCGGGCUGACGGCCGCCCUGCGCGACCGGAGCCUGGACGCCCAGGAGCGCGCCGAGUUCGAGCGCCUCUGGGUGAGCUUCUCCGGCUGCCUGGACCUGCUGGAGGCCGACAUGCGGCGCGCGUUGGGGCUGGCGGCCGCCUUCCCCCUGCACGCGCCGCGGCGGCCGCUCGUGCGCACCGGCGUGGCGGGCACCACCAGCGGCGUGGCGGCGCGCGCCCUGAGCGCACGGAGCCUGCGGCACGCGGCGGCCGCGGCGGAGCACGACUUCGAGGGGCAGGACCUGCGCGAACUGGAGCGGGAGAUCCUGCAAGUGAGCGAGAUGAUCCAGAGCAUGGAGAUGAAGGUCAACGUGCCCCGCUGGACCGUGCAGGCCAGGCAGGCUGCGGGCGCCGAGCUUCUGUCCAGUGCCAGCGCCGGCCCCUCCUCGGUGGGUGGCGUGUCGGUAGGAGAACGCAGGCGGCCCUGCGACCUCAGCAAAGCCACGGCCGCCGCCGUUUUCAGCGCCGUGCUGCUGGCCGCGGUGGUGCUGGCCGUGUGCGUGGCGAAGCUGAGCUGACCGACGCCCGAAGGCCACCUAACCGUCACCGCUUCCUCCCCGGUGGAGGGGGGUGGGGGACACAAGAAAAAGCCAACUGCCAGGGCUCGGGACGCGAGUGGGACCCAGCUUGUGUAAAAGGGGGAAGACUCUUAAAGCACGGUUGUGUCCGCGUCUACACGCGCGUGUCGGACACACAUCUGGCCUGGGCAGAAAGAAUUUGUUGUUCCUCUUCCUGACCCCUGGGUUCAUUUUUCAUGGGCCGCCUCGGCAUUAAGGCGUACGCAGGAGCUUUAGCUCCUAUUAAUAGGAAAUGGUCCACGGUGACCCCAGAUUUCACGGAGUUAAUGGAUUACCACGUGUGCUCGCUGCGGCGUGUUUACACAGAGUCCACGCUUGGCGCCCCCGCCGCCGCGGGUAACAACCCCCUGCUGCCCCAGCUGUUUGGGAAGCAGCACAGGAUGAAAUGAAGCUGGCCAGGGGGUGUCCUUUGCCGCUUGGAGGGUGAGGGGGGGUUGUUUCCGGAACAAGAAGCAAGCACACGGUUGUCAUGUAAGCGGGUUUUAUUUACCUUAAUCCCCCGUGGCCUAAACUUAGGGGAGUGUGCAAAUAGCGGCUCAGAAAGUGAGUGCUAGGCGCAGUGAGAACUAGGCGCAGAUUCCGUUUCUGGCAGAGUUGAGCCAUUAGUCACCAAAGCAGCAGAAGAGGUUUGGAGUCGUGACACUCGGCACAGUGUCUGCUCAGGAAACCAGGGGGAGAUGGGGGACCUGCGCUCCAGGGCUGGGAUCCCCGCUCCCCCUCUCCGCCCUGUUCCCCCCCUCCCCCACAACACACACGAGCAGCCUAUGGGAAAGGGCUGGCCCCAGCUGGCCUGGGAGUUGCAGCGAGGUUUGGAAAGGUUCACGUGCUCUUUAAGCGGGCGCUUCUCUUUGGUGGGGGCUUAUUUUUGUUCCAGAACUAGACCAGAGUGUUUGAUCCUCCUUUGGGAGGGCUGGGCGAAUCCUCUUUGGAGCCCUUAAUCCUAUCUAUCCCUUGGAAUUUGUGUGCAAGCCAGCAGAAGAGGCAGUUUCUGAGAUAGUACCCCAACCGUGCCCCCUCUCUCCACCCCCGAGCGAACGUGGUAUCACUACUACACAGAAGUUUUGAGCCAAUGAGCUCCUGAGGGUUAGAGGGGAACCUCUUUCCCUUGGAAUUUAAGAAGCUUUUUAAAAAUAAAAAUCAUUUGUAGAUGAUUUUGUAUCAAGGGCA